AUGAGGACCUACCAAGUCAUCAUCCAGGGGUUCCGAAGUUACAGGGACCAGACUGUGGUGGAUCCUUUCAGUCCAAAGCAUUUUCUCACAGUGGGAAGAAAUGGAUCUGGGAAAAGUAACUUUUUCUACGCCAUUCAGUUUGUGCUCAGCGAUGAGUUCAGCCAUCUUCGCCCCGAACAGCGCCUGGCCUUGCUCCAUGAGGGAACUGGUCCUCGUGUCAUCUCAGCUUUUGUGGAGAUUAUAUUUGACAAUUCUGACAACAGGUUGCCGAUCGACAAAGAGGAGGUGUCCCUCCGCCGUGUCAUCGGCGCCAAGAAGGACCAGUACUUCUUAGACAAGAAGAUGGUGACUAAAAAUGACGUGAUGAACCUCUUGGAGAGUGCUGGUUUCUCCCGUAAACCCUACUACAUCGUCAAGCAGGGGAAGAUUAACCAGAUGGCUACAGCCCCUGAUUCCCAGCGUCUGAAGCUGCUGCGUGAGGUGGCAGGAACCAGGGUGUACGACGAGCGCAAGGAGGAGUCCAUCUCCCUCAUGAAGGAAACAGAGGGUAAGMGAGAGAAGAUCAAUGAGCUGCURAAGUACAUUGARGAGCGUCUCCAGACCCUGGAGGAUGAGAAGGAGGAGCUGGCUCAGUACCAGAAGUGGGACAAGAUGAGGAGGGCUCUGGAGUACACUAUCUAUAACCAGGAGCUCAACGAGACACGCGCCAAGCUGGAUGAGUUGUCCUCUAAGAGAGAGACCUGUGGAGACAAGUCCAGACAUCUGAGAGAUGCCCAGCAGGAUGCCAGAGACAAAGUAGAGGAGACGGAGCGUGUGGUGCGUGAGAAGAAGUCUAAGAUCAGUGCCAUGAAGGAGGAGAAGGAGCAGCUGAGCUCAGAGAGACAGGAGCAGAUUAAACAGAGGACCAAGCUGGAGCUCAAAUCCAAAGACCUGCAGGAGGAGCUGGCCGGCAACAGCGAACAGAAGAAACGUCUGCUGAAGGAGCGGCAGAAGCUGCUAGAGAAGAUAGAGGAGAAGCAGAAGGAGCUGCAGGAGACUGAGCCCAAGUUCAACACUGUGAAGGAGAGGGAGGAGAGGGGCAUCGCCAGACUGGCCCAGGCCACCCAGGAGAGAACAGACCUGUACGCCAAGCAGGCCGUGGCAGUCAGUUUAUCUAAAGAGGAGAGGGACAAGUGGAUCAAGAAGGAACUCAAGUCCCUGGACCAGGCCAUCAACGACAAGAAGAGGCAGAUUGCUGCCAUCCAUAAAGACCUGGAGGACACUGAGACCAACAGGAAGAACCUGGAACAGUAUAGUAAACUGGACCAGGACCUGAAUGUGAAGACCAGGGUGGAAGAGCUGGACAAGAAAUACUACGAAGUCAAGAAUAAGAAGGACGAGCUGCAGAGCGAGAGAAGUAACUAUCUGUGGCGGGAGGAGAACGCUGAGCAGCAGGCCCUGGCAGCCAAACGAGAGGAGCUGGAGAAGAAACAACAGCUCCUUAGAGCAGCCACCGGCAAGGCCAUUCUGAACGGUAUUGACAGCAUCAACAAGGUGCUGGAGCAUUUCCGCAGAAAGGGGAUCAACCAGCACGUCAUCAACGGUUACCAUGGCAUCGUCAUGAACAACUUUGAGUGUGAGCCCGCCUUCUACACCUGUGUGGAGGUCACCGCGGGAACCAGGUUGUUCUACCACAUAGUGGAGACAGACGAGGUGAGCACCAAGAUCCUGACGGAGUUCAACAAGAUGAACCUGCCUGGAGAGGUCACCUUCCUGCCCCUCAGCAAGCUGGACGUCAGGGACACCGCCUACCCUGAGACCAACGAUGCCAUCCCCAUGAUCAGCAAGCUGCGCUACAGCCAGCAGUUUGACAAGGCCUUCAAGCACGUGUUUGGAAAGACCCUGAUCUGUCGUAGCAUGGAGGUGUCCACCCAGCUGGCCAGGGCAUUCACCAUGGACUGUAUAACUCUGGAGGGUGACCAGGUGUCCCACCGCGGGGCGCUGACAGGGGGUUACUAUGACACCAGGAAGUCACGUCUGGAGCUGCAGAAGGACAUGAGGAAGGCUGAGGAGGAGCUGGGAGAGYUGGAGGCCAAACUCAACGAGAACCUCCGCAGGAACAUCGAACGUAUCAACAAUGAGAUCGACCAGCUGAUGAACCAGAUGCAGCAGAUUGAGACCCAGCAGAGGAAGUUCAAGGCCUCCAGAGACUCCAUCCUGUCUGAGAUGAAGAUGCUCAAGGAGAAGAGGCAGCAGUCCGAGAAGACUUUCAUGCCGAAGCAACGUUCACUGCAGUCUCUAGAGGCUAGUCUCCAUGCCAUGGAGUCCACCAGGGAGUCUCUGAAGGCUGAGCUGGGGACAGACCUGCUCUCUCAGCUCAGUCUGGAGGACCAGAGACGUGUGGAUGACCUCAACGACGAGAUCAGACAGCUGCAGCAGGACAACAGGCAGCUGCUGAAUGAGAGGAUCAAGCUGGAGGGGAUCAUGACCAGGGUGGAGACGUACCUCAACGAGAACCUACGGAAACGCCUCGACCAAGUAGAACAGGAGUUGAAUGAGCUGAGAGAGACGGAGGGAGGCACCAUGCUCACAGCCACCUCCUCAGAGCUGGAGGGAAUCAACAAACGCAUCAAAGAUACACUGGCACGCUCAGAGGACCUGGACGUGUUGAUUGACAAGGCRGAGAUUGAGGUCAAGGACCAYGCCAAGAGCAUGGACCGCUGGAAGAACGUAGAGAAGGAACAGAACGACGCCAUCAACCAUGACACCAAGGAGUUGGAGAAGAUGACCAACCGACAGGGCAUGCUGCUGAAGAAGAAAGAGGAGUGCAUGAAGAAGAUCAGGGAGCUGGGGUCCUUACCACAGGAGGCCUUCGAGAAGUACCAGACCCUCACACUUAAACAGCUGUUCCGUAAGCUAGAGCAGUGCAACACAGAGCUGAAGAAGUACAGCCACGUGAACAAGAAGGCCCUGGACCAGUUUGUCAACUUCUCUGAGCAGAAGGAGAAGCUGAUCAGGCGCCAGGACGAGCUGGAGCGAGCAAAGUCCAUCAUGGAGCUCAUGAACGUGCUGGAGCUCAGGAAGUACGAGGCCAUCCAGCUCACAUUCAAACAGGUGUCUAAGAACUUCAGUGAGGUGUUCCAGAAGCUGGUUCGGGGCAAGGCCACCCUGGUGAUGAAAAAGGGUGACACGGAGGGAGGUCAGUCCAGGACGAGGGGGAGGGGGGCACUGACAGGCGAAAGGGCUCAGGCUCUCGAGCAGUGUGCCCUCUGUAACCAGUUCACCGGAGUCGGCAUCAGGGUGUCGUUCACGGGGAAGCAGGGGGAGAUGAGGGAGAUGCAGCAGCUCUCUGGAGGUCAGAAGUCCCUGGUGGCCCUGGCCCUCAUCUUCGCCAUCCAGAAGUGUGACCCUCCUUUCUACCUGUUUGAUGAGAUCGACCAGGCCCUGGACGCACAGCACAGAAAGGCUGUCUCGGAUAUGAUUGUAGAGCUGGCGGGCCAUGCCCAGUUUAUCACCACUACGUUCAGACCUGAGCUUCUGGAGUCAGCCGACAAGUUCUACGGAGUCAAGUUCAGAAACAAGGUGAGUCACAUUGACGUGAUCUCGGCAGAGCAGGCGAAAGACUUUGUGGAGGACGACACUACCAUGGUUAAGAAUAAACAACUCUUCCAUCUUCCUCAUCCACCUCCGUAGUGCACUGCUAACUCUGAGCCUUCAGUCCUCUCCACUCCGACAGAACUCAACCAGAACUCUAUGGUCAGCCAUUAUUGGAAUCUAUUCUCAUUCUAGCGUCAGAACUCCCAGGUCCAUCGUCUAGCGCUCAGUAGCUCCACACUGUUCCCUCCUCUAUGACAUCGUUAUGACGACAUCCAUCAUCUAGCGCUCAGUAGCUCCACCACUGUUCCCUCCUCUAUGACAUCGUUAUGACGACAUCCAUCAUCUAGGCUCAGUAGCUCCACCACUGUUCCCUCCUCUAUGACAUCGUUAUGACGACAUCCAUCAUCUAGCGCUCAGUAGUCUCACCACUGUUCCCUCCUCUAUGACAUCGUUAUGACGACAUCCAUCAUCUAGCGCUCAGUAGCUCCACCACUGUUCCCUCCUCUAUGACAUCGUUAUGACGACAUCCAUCGUCUUAGCGGCCGAGGAGGAAAAUACAACGUUAAUUUUGUUUUUUUUCUGGACUUUUUUAUUUUAUUUUUAACACGUUUUCAAGUGGUCAUGUUGAUGUUUGAGAUGAGGGUUGAAUUUCAGUGCUGGCGCAGCCUUUGACCUCAUUGUAUGUAAUAGGAAAUGGAACUUUUCAGAUUCAAAUGCAUGUUAUUUUUUUUAUUUGAAACUGUUGGUCUGUGCUGAUGUUGUGCUGAUGAUUUUUCAUCAUAAAUUGGUUGGUCACUUUGAAUCUCAAACUGUGAGGUAAAGUGAAAGACAGAAAUAAUAACCAGUUUGUCAGAAUAAUCUUCCAUGUUUAAGAUAUGACAUAUUAUUAACUUGUUGUAACGUCGUUACCGAAAAUGGUUUGAAACAUUCGUAACAUUUUUUUAUUCUUUCUUUUUGUUAACGGCGUCUUGGCAUUCCCUGUUGUAGGUCAUUGUCUUGUAACCAGUUAGUCUAUCACUGACUGCAGCAUUUGAACUAGUUGUUUUCUCCCUGUUACUCUAUUGAAAAUAAUAAAAAAUCGUAUAAGGACAUUUCCUGA
Molecule: messenger RNA, 4675 nt
Organism: Salvelinus sp. IW2-2015
Lineage: Eukaryota; Metazoa; Chordata; Actinopteri; Salmoniformes; Salmonidae
Source: RefSeq, a predicted model, not a curated record